Molecule: messenger RNA, 1708 nt
Organism: Aphanomyces invadans
Lineage: Eukaryota; Oomycota; Saprolegniomycetes; Saprolegniales; Verrucalvaceae
Exons: 1
Coding region: 10-543 (177 amino acids)
Source: RefSeq, a predicted model, not a curated record
AAUACAAGGAUGGUGUAUCAAGGACGCCGUCGGGCGCUGGUGCAAGCUGCCGAGGCUGCCGCAGCGGCCCUCCCUCCUGAGAAGAAGAAGGACAAUGAAGAGACUGGCGAAGAGGAGGGGAAGGAGAACGAUCCGAAGAAAGAGGCCAUUCAAGCUGCUGGCUUGUUGACUCCCACCAAACCAACGAUCGUGCGUCGGACAUUUGAACCCCUCCCUGAAACUGCUCAAGUCAUUCGCAUUCGCGAGAAACUCGCCCGCAAACAUGCCGAUGCAGCGCCUCUGAAUCUUUUGCCGGCGCCCCCACCGUCUGCUGAGAAAAGUUCGACACGCAAGGUCGAUCUGCUCACACCGCCACCCAAGGGCAAGCGCAAGCGUGAGCCCGACGUGCCGACGUCAGCUUCGCCUUCCUCUUCGCAACCCACGAUCAUCAACACGUGCGGCCGCGGUGUAGACGCCAAGCGCGCAAAGGUGGCCGUGGAAGCCCAAAUGAAGCGGUUGCAGUCGCGCCAAAAAGCAGCCACCACGACCACAAAAACCCCGUAGCGCGCUCCGUCGGCAUCAAGUUGAUGGUAAUCUCAUUUAAUUUAAAUCACUUUCGGGGUAAAACGUAUCGUGGGCCGAAGGCUUAGCGAGGAAGGCUCUCGCGCUGCGUCGUUUGCGGCAACGUCUUCGUUGUGGACCAGCGCGGUCGGUGGCGGUGGACCGCUGAGCUUGCGCCCACCAGCGACGCCUUUCGUAAACUCGUGCUUUCGCCGGCAAGCUGGGCCGUCAGCGCAGUACCCACGCAGAGAAAAGGCAUCGCAUAGAGCAGCAUCGCGACUUACAUUCACAUGGCGAUAGUGACAGCCUUCGCGAGAGCAGAGGCCCUUGAGGAACAUGGCGCAGUCGGGCAUCUUGUGCUGCGCAUAUCAACAAAGCAUACAAGGCAAAGAAAGCCGUACCUGGUCGGGACAAUGCGAUAAUUUGCACGUGGAGGCAUCAUGUGGGCAUGCGUCGCGAAGGAAGGGCCGGCAGAUGGACUUGGUGCGGCUGUCGUGAACGAACAAGCAAUCGUGCUUGUGUUUGCAUUCGCCAUGUUUGAUGUAAAAGAGGCAAAGUUCGGUACGCGGGGGCGGGACGAGAGGACGGGGAUGCUGGAGAGAGCGCGGCGGCGGUUGUGUCGGGAGACUCGAAGGCGUAUGUACAGGAAGAGGUGGGGGCGCUGCCGCAGAAGGUUGGGUCUGCAGUUGCCUCGUCGUCGCAAUGGCUGCACUCACUUCGAUGGCAGACUUGGGGGGUGCAUCUUCCCGGCGCAGCUUGAAGCCACGUCCCAUUUUUCGAUAUGUACCAUCGUCAAGAGAGAGGGUUGUUGUGGACAAUGGUCGUUUCUGCGAGAUAGAUGUAGCUGGAGCAGAAGGCACGGGGACAGUGAGAGCAACUGUAGACGAUGUCAUUGACUGGUUCAAGGAAGAAGGAGAAGCGGAUUCAGAGGGCUUCCACGUGAGGUUGCGGGGUUUACGUGGAGGUCGGAAGGCAGGAGUGUUGAGAGAUCGGUGCCGCGGUGGGGCAUGGAAAGUGUGGCGUGCGUGACGUUGUUGGUGGGGUGCGUGGGCGAGGCUCGUGUGCCUUUGUGGUACCCGUGGAGCAGUCUGCCGGUCUUGAGAAUCAAGAAGGGUCUUUAAUGCAGCAAUCCGCGCGCGGACGACGGCUUCUUCCGUUGCCAUUGCUU